This is a messenger RNA of Naumovozyma dairenensis CBS 421, 1881 nucleotides long. It is a transcript of the gene GIP1, whose product is annotated as protein phosphatase regulator GIP1. The transcript has a single exon. The coding region runs from base 1 to 1881 and encodes 626 amino acids. The record is from RefSeq and is a predicted model, not a curated record. Lineage: Eukaryota; Fungi; Ascomycota; Saccharomycetes; Saccharomycetales; Saccharomycetaceae.
AUGCAUUUACAAGAGCUCUAUUAUAACGCUGAAAUUGGGAAAAUUAAGGACAACAACUCCGGAAAGGUGCAAACCAAGCGAAAGUUCAAGGAAUUAUCACCUCCAAGAAAGCGUAAAUUAUUGGGAUUCUUUCAUCAACAUUCAAGGAAACAACUAGAACAUCCUAACGAUUCUGAAAGUGACUUCACUCUAGAUGAUAUUAACGAUCGUUUUACUGCGGACACAAGAAAUCAAACUGAUGAAGAUAGCGCUACAUCAAAUAUAAGUUUAUGCGAUCGAAGACAAAGAUAUAAUGCUCCAGAACCUCCAUCCCUUCAUGAAAUGGCAAAUCAUGCUACAGGCACCAAUUUCUCGAUAUAUCUUAAAAAACUACACGAGCUAGGUUCUAAUAUAAAACGUUCUGUAAGAACAAGCCACAAAACAGAACCCAUUUCCUCAGAAAAUAGUUUCUCUGGUUCUGAUACAUCUGAAAGGAAUGGUCAUUCUCUUGAAUAUUACGACGUUUUCCAUACAAAUCCAUCACAUUUGAAUACGUUGUUUGAUUAUGGAUUAGAACAUUGCUCCAAUUUAACUCAUGGCUUGAAAGAACAACAGUUUAAAUCAUUUAGAAGAUUAGGCCCAUUUCAAACGAAAAAAUAUGAAGAGUGCACAAGUUUAGCUAACACCUAUUCUUCUCAUUCAAGCCUCCUCAGCUCUCGUGAAGUUGAUGCACUUGAUGAAUCUGCUACAUGUGAUUAUUCUACUGAGAGUCGAGGUACCAAAAGAAUGUUGAAUUUAGGGAGAAUCAAUAGUAAACGAUUAUGUCUACCUAAAGAAUCAGAAUCGCUAUCGACAGGAUCGGAAGUGGGCCAUGCACCAUCUAUGACAAAAUUACAUUCACCCAAUUUGUUUGAGGAUAAAGCUGCCCUUUUAGACCAUUGCUUGCAAAUUUCAAGUAGUUCCGAUAGUGUUUCUACAAUCGAACUAUCAAAUGAUAAUCUCUCUUUUUCAGAAAGAAGUGAGGAAGAUUUUGGAAAUGUACCUGAUACCAUUGGUGUAUCAUCUGUUAGUUCACAAGGAAGUGUAGUAUCCAAUCAAUUGUUGUGUUCAGUACCUACGUUUAGGAAAGGCCACCAAAGUUAUGGAUGGAGUAUUCCUAGGCUUGUUAAUAAUCUUCAUGAUGGAUCUUUCUCUGAUAGACGUCUUAACGAAAUACUUGAAAAUAAUUCAAGUAUUAGUUUUACUAAUCACCAAUUUUACGACGUUCCAUAUAAUGUUGAAGAAGAUGAAGUGGCAAUUAUGCCGCCAAUAGAUCAUAAUAGCUUUCAAGGCAGCAAUGAUAAUGAUAAUGAUGAGAUUAGCGUUAUAGAAAGGGAACAGGAUGUACUUGCAACUCUAACUGAAAGUCAAAGAGAUAAAAACGAACGCAGCGUUAGAUUUGACGAAAACUCCCAACUAAUGAUCUAUAAAGCGGAGCCAACGGAGAAUUCGAAGCAUAAGAAAGUAAACUCUCAUUCCUACGACCUAAAAGACAUAACAAGAAAAGGUUUUGGUUCAAUCCUUAAGGCGAAGGAAAAUGCCUGUAAGAUAGCUGAGGAGGAAAGAAUAAAGAAAUGUGACGAGGUGGAUGUAGAGGAAUUCAUGAGAUUAUUUGAGAGUUCUGAAAUGAAACGUUCCUACAAUGAAAUGGAAUUCUCGAGGUUUAGAGAACAACAAGUAAGGUCGUAUAUUUUGAAAAACUGUAAUAAUAAUAAAGAACAGUAUAAAAAUGCCUUAAAAGCUACGAUAUUUCCUAGCGGCAAUGAAGAAGAGUUUACUGAUUCUGAUUUCGAGCAAGAAAACCAUUGCCCAAGUUCUUUCAAACCUUUAUGUGGUGACACCAGCUCUACGAAUACAUACUAA